AUGUCUCUUCUAAUACCAACGCAACAAGAUUAUAAGGAUGCCAGACAAGGAUACGAGAGAUUGCCUGUUUAUAAAGAGAAACACGAUCAAUUGGUGAAACAAGGAAAAAUCAAAUGGAAAUUUGAAGUGGUGCCGGGUUUUUUCAAACAAUCGGAUAAUGAUACUGAUGAUUUGCAAUUUAAUUAUGCCACUAAUGAUUUUGGGAUAAUGAAACCUUGGAACCAGAUAAUUGAUGAAUUGAAUCAAUUAAAUGGAUCAUCGGAUGAAAAGUACAAGUUACUCUUCCUAGCUCGUCAUGGUCAAGGUUAUCAUAACGUUGUGGUGUCAAAAUAUGGAUCGGAAGCGUGGAGGAAUAAGUGGCAUAAUUUAGGAGUUGAUGGAGAUAUCAUUUAUGGACCAGAUCCGGAAUUAACACCUUUAGGGAUCUCUCAGGCUGAAGAGAAUAACCAGGUUUGGCACCAACAAGUUAAGAAUGGAUGUCCUGUUCCAACUAAAUAUUACGCAUCCCCACUUCAAAGAUCAAGCAUGACAAUGGUAGUCAGUAUGAAAGAUAUUUGGCCAGAAAAUAGACAAGUUAUUGUGUCAGAAAAGAUCAGAGAGAUCAUUGGUUUCCAUUUGUGUAAUAAAAGAUCAUCCAAAGAUACCAUAUUGGAAAGAUUUGGUAAAUAUGGGUUUGAAACUGAGGAUGGAUUUUCCGAGGUGGAUGAAUUAUACAAUGACGAAGAAGAAACUUUUGACGAUAAUUGUAUCAGGGUAGAGUCUUUCCUUGAAGACUUAUGGGAAGUUGAUGAUAAGGUUAUCAAUGUUACUUCACAUGGUGGUACAAUCAAAUGCUUUUUAGCAGUAUUGGGUCAUAGGAAUUUUACUAUAUCCACUGGUGGGAUGAUACCUGUUGUAGUCAAAGGCAGUAGAGUAAAUAGCUGA
Messenger RNA from Yamadazyma jaroonii, 924 nucleotides. The record is from the annotation of a GenBank genome assembly. Lineage: Eukaryota; Fungi; Ascomycota; Pichiomycetes; Serinales; Debaryomycetaceae.